AUAAAGCAAGCUGUGUGGUUUCCUGUCUGUUUUGUUGCUUUGGGUGUGCAUAGAACAUAUAAAUUGGGAACAAGAAGGAAGGGCUCCAAUAAUGAGGAAUAUCCUGCUUUUAUAGUAAGUUUUAUUUGCCUUGGUCCCUUUUAAAACAGUCUUCUAAUACACUUAUUUUAAGGUAAUAUCUACACCGGUACUGUGGAUGGGAAGCUGUGGAUGAUCAGUGGUGACCGGCUGCAUUUCAUUACUCACAUGGGGAAGGAUAUGCCUGAAUGUGGAACUCCAGACUAUGAACCAAUAUGUGGCCGGCCCCACGGAGUCCGAAUGGAUCAGGAUGGUAACUUGAUUGUGGUGGAUUCCUAUUUAGGCCUGUACAAAGUCAAUCCAAGGACAGGAGAGAAAACCCUCCUGCUAUCGAGUGAAAAAGGUGUGGAUGGACUUCCUUUCAAAUUUCUAAAUGGAUUAGAAAUAUCAAAGAAAAACUUGAUUUAUUUUACGGAUUCAAGUAGCAAAUGGGAAAGACGACAUCACAAAUACGAGGUAAUCGAAACAAACCGUCUUGGUCGCCUCUUGGCCUAUGACCCUGUAACAAGAACAGGAAGAACGGUGCUCGGUGGCUUGUACAUGGCAAACGGGAUCGCGCUGUCUCCCUGUGAAGAUUACAUAUUAAUAGCAGAAACCAGCAUAUGUAGAAUUGUGCGCUACUGGGUGAAUGGAACUAAUGCAGGAAAAAAAGAAGUCUUUGUGGACAACCUGCCUGGGUACCCUGACAACAUCAGAUUAUCAAACACAGGCUUAUACCGAGUUGGAAUAUCUACUACUCGCCUGCCUAGUUUCUUUCCUCCUUUUCUGGAUGCUUUAGGACCGUAUCCAUUCCUGAAGAGAUUUAUUGCAAAGGUGACUCCUUUAUCAUUCUACAGCAUUUUUCUUCACAAACAUGGCUUGUUCUUAGAAAUUAACGACAAAGGAGACAUUGUGGCAAGCUUCCAUGACCCUGAUGGUAGCGUCACUUGGGCUGUCAGUGAUGUCUUUGAGCACGAUGGGAAGGUGUAUCUAGGUAAUACAGAGCUGCCUUUUCUUGUGGUGCUGCAGCAAACCUUAUCAUUUCCAUAAGCUGGAGCAUCAAAAGAAAAACGGCAGCAUUGUUUCAAGCAGCUGUUAAAUAUUUUUCUCUGCUUAAUGGAAGACUGAAUGAGAAACAAAACUGAUACCACCCCGUUAAGCAGAAAUUAAAAUACGACGCAGAAAUACUUGUUUUAGAAGCUUGUGAAAGCCUCGGACUUAGAUAGGCUAAAGGUACCAAACCACCUUGCUCUGUAGUUCAGAAAAGUGUUACAUAUUUUUUAACAGCUACACAGAAUCAUCCAAGGAAUCCAACUCUCAGUGGCACAUAUCUUACUGCUGCUCACAGUUGCCAUUCUGGAAAAAGCCUUAUGCAGGAUUUUAUUCUUCCCCUUUCCCAAAGGCAGAACACACAGCUUUUAAUUAUGAACAGCAGUUUCUCCAUUGUCUCUUUUGCUGAAGUUUUCCAUCUAUUCAACUACAUCAGUUUCUGGGGAAAUAUGAGCAAGUACAGCUUGCACUUAAAUUUGUUCCCUCACCUCAGUGUUUCUUCCUGGUGCAAAGCAGUCAUGUGUUGUCUUGCUAAAUGCUGUACCGAAGGUUCCCUGUGACCACAGAAAAGUUCACUAGCGGCCACUGUUAGACAGCAGGGCAAUAAGCAGAGAACAGCCUUGUAAGUUAGGAAGUCAAUCUUUAGAAACGUGACACAGCUUCAUCCUUUGGAAAGCUUUAACUGAAGUUCAGUAACAGAAAGAUGAUAGGAAGUUUGAUAGGCAGUUUAUUUUUUCUUUCCCAAAAGUGCAGCAGUGAACAGGGUCCUCUGGAAGGGCACUUUCUAAAUAAACGUUCAGAACAGCAGAAGUUAAGUACGCUCACAACAUGCUACAGCAAAGUAUGCUCACAUACAGAGAGAGUACUACAAACAAAAUUCAUUUUAAUUGAAUCACAAUAAAUGACAGCUGUUUCGUUAUGACAAAAUACUGUAUUUAACUUGUAGAAUCAGCCUUAAAUUUAACUUGACUGAAAUGGUAUUAUACCUGCUUUGGGUGUGUGUUUGCAUUUGUGUGUCCCUGUUACAGCUUUAUUCCUCAAAAUGAAGCAGCCCGAUUUACUGGGCCUGCUCUGGGUAAGCAUGUAGUGGCUGUAUUCACUUAUGCUGAAGUGAUGAUACUGCAUGGCUUUUGGUUUAGGAUCAUGUAACUAAAGUUAUUAACUGUAUUUCUCCCUGUAUAAUAUCUACUUUACCAGACUGGAUUGUUAAAAUUCACAGCUCUGCUUUUGAUAAUACAGAUUUUAAAAAAAUAAAUCACAUUUUACCUAAACCCAACUCUGUACGGGUAAGGCCCUUUCAUUUAGCCUCCAGUGACAAGGUACAGAUACAGCCACGGUCAAAUAGCAUAUGAAAUGGAAUAUCCAGGAAGACCAUUUAGUUUUAAAAUCACUCAGCUGGGAAUUAGAUCUGGAUAAGAGUCAAAGUUCCUUCAUCGCAGUCUUUUAAUCAUCAAGGAUAAGAAUUAACACUGUUUAUUCAGGGUGGUAAAAAUACUCAGAAUUAGCUGCUUCGCGGAAAUAAGACACCUGACAAGUGACAACAAACUCCUCUACAAGCAAUGGAAGGGCAGGUAGCUGUUGGUUCCUGUUCUUCCUACAAGUACAUCCUUCUGCUGAACAGUUCUUAAGUCUUCAUCAAAAAGUGUGAGUGAAGCAGCUAUUUUCCUGAACCACUGUUCUCUUUUUGGUUAAGUCAGGACUGACCCAUUUCAUUCUGAAUUUCAAUUUUAUACAACAUGUACUACCUAUGGCAGAUUUCAGGUACAGUGGGGUUCUCUGACAGGGCAUGUGUUAAGUUAUUGAGCCUAGUUACAGACAAAAUGCUUUUACAGGUGUGUGCAGAUGGCAAGUGUGUUAGUUUGGGUAAAACACCUGGUGAUACACACUGCACAAUCCAUACCAGUUCUGUCAACUUUCAUGUUAGUUAUUAGGCAAAAAGUAAAUCAUUCGAAAGAGAAUUUCCUUGUUAUGGCUUAAGAUCACUUUAAGAAAAGAUGGCAUAUGCAUAACAAUUUUUUUUCUAUUAAGAAGCGUCAUAAUGCACAUUACUUGCACUGAAACUUAACUCAAGUAGAAAUUUGACCUAUGACCUAGGUUUGAUAGAACUGUUGAGGGUUUAAUGUGCAGCCAUUGAUGUAUUUCACUCUAGCCUCCAUACAGCUACCAAAAUAAAGUUUAAACAAAGAACGUGUCUAAGUUGCUAGAAUUAUCCAAGCAAAAUGCUACAUUAAUGAACUUUAGGUUUAGCUCAGUGUGUAACAAAACACUUGAGAGCACGAAAACAACUUUGGUUUUGUUUUUAAAGACAAAAAGAGAGCCUGAAAGGUAGUGAUGGGCAAUACUAAGGCUUGAGAAACAAGUAGGAUAAAGCUACAGUUGUAGUGGAGGGGGAAAAAAAAAAAAAAAA
This is a messenger RNA of Egretta garzetta (little egret), 3514 nucleotides long. Its product is annotated as adipocyte plasma membrane-associated protein-like. The coding region runs from base 211 to 1107 and encodes 298 amino acids. Gene Ontology annotation, molecular function: strictosidine synthase activity. NCBI's taxonomy places the organism in Eukaryota, Metazoa, Chordata, Aves, Pelecaniformes, Ardeidae. The record is from RefSeq and is a predicted model, not a curated record. The transcript is spliced from 6 exons. Gene Ontology annotation, biological process: biosynthetic process.